Molecule: messenger RNA, 824 nt
Organism: Zophobas morio
Lineage: Eukaryota; Metazoa; Arthropoda; Insecta; Coleoptera; Tenebrionidae
Product: NPC intracellular cholesterol transporter 2 homolog a-like
Exons: 4
Coding region: 209-700 (163 amino acids)
Source: RefSeq, a predicted model, not a curated record
AAUUUUCUAAAAACAAAAAAAAAUUAUAACAACAAUAACAAAAAAUAAAAAUUAAACGUAAUAAAUGAAUAGUAACUAAAUUGUUACCAAGCGGUCUGCACACACUCCAGAUUAAGCCAGACCUUUCCGAAUUUUUCAAUUAUCUGAUAAGAACGUCUAUAAAAAGGCACCCGUUAGUACUUCUGGUUAGUGCACGUAACCUACCACAAUGGAAACUACCAACAACAGUACUUUCGUUAUAUUUCUCGGCAUCCUAGUAGUGCUUAACGUAGUGAACGCAACCGUGGUUGAUCACUGUCUUCUCGGCAAUGGUACCCUUCCAGACCAAGUGGAACUCGCCAACUGCUUGACCCCCCCGUGUAUCUUUUACAUAAGCGGCAACAGCACCAUGACCAUGAAAUUCAGAUCGCCCCGCUAUAUGGAAAAUUUCGCACCAAAUGCUGUUGCACUCGCCAUGGGGAUCAAGGUAGAUUACCCUCUAGAUCAAGACGACGCUUGCGAUGGAGUCACCAACACCCCGUGCCCCUUGGCCGAAAACGAGUACAUCGAGUACACGUACUCUAUGUAUAUUUUGCCCAUCUUUCCCAAGAUAAGCUUCACUCUUGAGUUUGCGCUCGUCGAUAAAGACCAAGACAAUGAGCAGUUUGAGUGUUUUCGAGUGGAAAUUCAGCUGGAGGAUUUGCCCAACGGAUCGGGUUAGAGCCGGAAAAAUUUUUGCUGUAGUGGCACUAGACUUUAGUUUGGACUUAAAGUACUUGUGGUUAUGUUGUUGAGCUUUUGGACGGCGAUGUAAUAGAGUAGUGUUUUUGGAAAUUUGAUUUUUA